AAAGUAGGGAGACCAAAAAUUAAACAGAGUAUAGAAUUAAAAAUUGAAGGAACUUUAAGGUGUGACACUAGAAAUAGUAAUUUUUAAUCUAAUUUAAGUUAGACAAUGUAUUUGCAUCAAGUUCAUUGUGAAUAGAGUUUGUUAAGAACAAGAGUAUGAAAAUAGUAUUAAUUAUGUUUUAAUAUAAUUUUAAAUUGAAAACUUUGUAGAAUUUAUAUAACAGAAUCCAAAAACAACUUUUCUAAACAAAAGUUUGAAGAUUACACCAAAUCUAAAACAUAAAACAGAAUGUAAAUGAUGUAUCAAAGUCGUCUCCAGCGAAAGCUAAAUUUUUGGGAAGAUCCAUAAAAAGAUGAUGAUAGUAAUGAUAAAGAUGAUGAUGGUGAUAAAUGUUAGGGGUAAAGAGAGAUUUUUUUGGGUUUCAAACGGGAAACGCGACCAAUGAACUACAGCGGAGAAGGGGAAGGUGAGAAAGAUAAGGGUGAUUUACAUUUGUCAAAUCUUCUUCAACGACAAAUCAACAAUCAAAACUAACCAUUUCCAAAUCUAACCCUCCAAAUUUCCAUCACCCAUCACCGCCAUUUCUCAUUUUUCUGUUCCUUUUCCUCAAUCAAUUGCUUCACCAACUGAAAGUGCUCAUUUUUUGAGAAAGAACCAUCAACCUUCCAAAUCCCAGUUUCCAUCCAUGGCGGGAUCUCAUCUGGGUCUAAUCUUUUUCACCUUCUUCGUCUUCUUGACCUCUAUUCCUUCGCUUUCUGCAGCAGGAUCUGAUGCUCCCACUGUCUAUGAUGUUCUCCCCAAAUAUGGCCUUCCCAGUGGCCUUUUACCUGACUCCGUCCUCGACUACACUCUCUCCUCUGAUGGUCAAUUUGUCGUUCAUUUGGCCAAACCUUGUUACAUCCAUUUCGAUUACUUGGUUUAUUACCAUAAAACCAUUACUGGGAAGCUCGAAUAUGGGUCCAUCACUGAUCUCGACGGUAUCGAGGUUCAGAAGUUGUUUCUCUGGUUCGAUGUGAAGGAAAUCAGAGUUGAUUUGCCGCCUUCUGAUAAUAUCUACUUCCAAGUUGGGUUUAUCAACAAGAAGCUCGACAUCGAUCAAUUUAAGACUAUCCACUCAUGUCAGGAUAAUGCUUUGGCCACUUCUCUUGGCUCCUGGAAACGGAUUCUUGAGCUCCCGCCGCCGAUAGGUGACAUCCAGAUGCUAAUCACCGAGUAGCUCGUCUUCACAUGUCCAAGUUCUUGAAGUUCUUCUUGCUGCAUUAUCGAAAUGAGCAGAAGAAGAAAUUUAGGAGUUUUUAGGUAUAUGGUCUCAGUUUAGACACCAAAAUGCCAAACGUCUAUCUUGGAAGACCUAUGAUAUGAUUGUUAAUAUUUGAUGUGUCUUUCAGUUUCAUCCUCAAAAAGAAAUGCCCAAAACAUUGGCAUUUGAGGUUUCUUAUAAACUCAAUGCAUAUGAAUGAAACGGUAUAUUAAAUAGUAUGAGUUUGUCAUCUUUUAUUCGA
Cucumis sativus (cucumber) is the source of this 1502-nucleotide messenger RNA. RefSeq lists its product as uncharacterized. Lineage: Eukaryota; Viridiplantae; Streptophyta; Magnoliopsida; Cucurbitales; Cucurbitaceae. Bases 686 to 1216 code for a protein of 176 amino acids. The record is from RefSeq and is a predicted model, not a curated record. The transcript is spliced from 2 exons.